AUGUUCAGACGUUUCUGUCAGUGUGUCCAGGCCACGCGGCAAUUGGCGACAAAAAUACCCCGAGCGAACAAGCUACCGCCGCGGCCAAAGCUCAAUGAGGACGAGAUCGCCGAGAAAUUCAUUAAGGGCGGCUCUGGCAAGGGCGGCCAGAAAAUCAACAAGACCAACUCGAAAGUGCAACUAACACACAUUCCCACAGGGCUGGUGGUCACAUCGCAGGCUACACGGUCGCGCGAACAGAACCGCAAGAUUGCGCGCGAGCUGCUGGCGGCCAAAAUCGACGAAAUGCGCAACGGCGAGAAAAGCAGGGCCGCCAUAGUAGCCCUGCGCAAGAAGAUGGUGAAAGAGCGUGCCAAAAGGAAGACCAAGGCUAAAUAUAGAAAGCUUGAUACCACAUCUGACCACGAUGGCCAAUGGGACGCGGUCGUCGACCUAGACGAGGACGAACGAAAAGUGUAA
Messenger RNA from Ogataea parapolymorpha DL-1, 459 nucleotides. RefSeq lists its product as uncharacterized. Gene Ontology annotation, biological process: translational termination. Lineage: Eukaryota; Fungi; Ascomycota; Pichiomycetes; Pichiales; Pichiaceae. Gene Ontology annotation, molecular function: translation release factor activity. The transcript has a single exon. Bases 1 to 459 code for a protein of 152 amino acids. Gene Ontology annotation, cellular component: mitochondrion. The record is from RefSeq and is a predicted model, not a curated record.